CCAUCAACGCAGCCGUGAUCAAUCGAUUGCCUGAUGCAAGAGUAGGGAUAGUAGUAGAUGGCAGCCUGCUGUGGUCUAACAGCUGCUGUGACACUACAUGCCCCGGCGUGAGAGACUAGCAAGGCUGGCUGCGACUUAUGGUUUCACAGCAGCUGUGGUGACCUACAUACAGUGCUACGACUGCUGUACAUCUGAAGCGCAUAGCCUCAAGGAACAAAUCAACUACCGUUUUUUUUUUUUAUCAACUAGCACUGGCUGGCUACGGAAGCCCGCGGGUGCCUAUCUUAGCGCGAGCUGAUUGUAAAGUAUGUGUAUGUGAAGGCGCGACCAAUCGCUGCCAGAGCAGUGCCCUUACGUGCAGUCAGCCCAGGAGCAGACACUCAGGAGAGUGAGUGGCACGAUGAGGCUGGUCGGGCUGAGAAAGUGCGCAGAGCUGAUUCGGGUCACUGGGUUGGCUGAGUACCACACGUCCUACAGAGUGUUGGCCACUUUAUCAGAUGAAAAGAAGGACCUUAUUCAAAAUGGGCCAGACCUGGGUGAUUUCAUAUCUGGGGACUUGACAGACAAACACGUUUGGGCAGAUUACAAAGGCAACCUGAAACGGCAGAAGGGAGAGAGACUAAGACUUCCACCUUGGGCAAGGUCUGAAAUUCCGAUGGGCAAAAAUUACAAUAAAUUGAAAAACACAUUGCGAAAUCUGAAUCUUCACACAGUAUGUGAAGAAGCUCGGUGUCCCAACAUCGGAGAGUGCUGGGGAGGUGGAGAAUAUGGCACGGCUACUGCAACGAUCAUGUUAAUGGGAGAUACGUGUACCCGCGGCUGCCGCUUCUGCUCUGUGAAAACUGCUAAGAAUCCUUCACCCCUGGACCCAGAUGAACCAUACAACACUGCUAAAGCCAUAGCGGACUGGGGACUGGACUAUGUGGUCCUGACGUCUGUGGACAGAGAUGAUCUCCCAGAUGGGGGCGCUGAACAUAUUGCAAAAACUGUGUCUCAUUUAAAAGAAAGGAAUUCAAAGAUUAUUAUCGAGUGCCUAACGCCAGACUUCCGAGGGGAUAUGAAAGCUGUAGAAACCAUCGUCCAUUCUGGGCUGGACGUUUACGCCCACAACGUAGAGACCGUGCCAGCCUUACAAAGGCAGGUACGUGACCCACGUGCUAAUUUUGAGCAGUCUGUGAGUGUGUUGAGACAUGCUAAGAAUGUUCAUCCUGACAUCGUUACAAAGACCUCCAUCAUGCUGGGUUUGGGAGAGACAGAUGAGCAGGUCCAUGAGACAAUAACAGCUUUGCGAGAAGCAGACGUGGACUGUUUGACUCUCGGUCAGUACAUGCAGCCGACAAAGCGUCACCUUAAGGUUGAAGAAUAUGUCACACCGGAGAAGUUUCAGCACUGGGAGAAAAUAGGCAACCAGUUAGGUUUCCUGUAUACGGCCAGCGGCCCUCUGGUGCGAUCAUCGUAUAAAGCAGGUGAAUACUUUUUGAAGAAUUUGGUGGAGAAGAGGAAAACUAAAGCCAUUUAAGGAAGGAAAUUCAAUUUUUAUGUGGACUGUCGCACCAGGGACCCAGAAAUAUGUCAUGAAUAGGCUAAGCCGUGUACCCUGGCAUUGUGAACUCCUUACCCGCCUAAGGAAUGCAAUCUGGGUUAAUACAGAAGAGACAGACAGGUGAUGUGGGGUACAUGCGGAGGGUAGGCUAUUUCAGGAACAACCUUACAGACUGCAUCUGCCUUGUAAUGUGCACAUACCUUACUAACAGUGAUGCAGGCGAUUUCCUUGUGUGCAUAAAGAAAACUACACAAUGGAUGUGUUAUUGCUGUAACAGCUGCCCUACACACAUUUUCUCCAUGUUUACUUAGUGUUGUCUUGAACUUGCAAAUCAAAACAUUUCUCAAAAUCACAGCGAUGUAGUAUGGUGUAUAGUCCAGCAUACGGAACGUUGCUGACCGUUUUGGAUUAUUUAAAAUAAUUAAAUACAUUAAUGAAUAAAAGAAUAGGAUAUUUAUUGUCUAUGAAUAAAGAAAAAUUAUCCUCA
Messenger RNA from Pseudophryne corroboree (corroboree frog), 2030 nucleotides. It is a transcript of the gene LIAS, whose product is annotated as lipoic acid synthetase. Gene Ontology annotation, biological process: lipoate biosynthetic process. The record is from RefSeq and is a predicted model, not a curated record. The transcript is spliced from 11 exons. Lineage: Eukaryota; Metazoa; Chordata; Amphibia; Anura; Myobatrachidae. Bases 401 to 1519 code for a protein of 372 amino acids. Gene Ontology annotation, molecular function: lipoate synthase activity; 4 iron, 4 sulfur cluster binding. Gene Ontology annotation, cellular component: mitochondrion.